GCGUUUGUAAAAGGGAUCUAUCCCCUGCCCACUGCUCAAUUUUGUUGUUCUUUCUUCCGCAGACACAUUCUCAGGAACAAGGGGAAGAAAGUCAUCAUGGGCUGUACUUUCUCGGGGCUGAAUACCCUCUAUGACGCCGUGAACGGUGGUGGAGAUGUCUGGAUCAACGAGAACCGUUUCAGAAUCCUUAGGCAGCUCGGAGAAGGUGGCUUCGCCUUUGUUUUCUUGGUCAAAGAGGUGCCCGCCGACAAUUCCUCAGGCCCCGGCACUGGUCUCACCACCAAAGUCAAGGACAAAUCUCAUCUUUCCGAAGAUGGAACUUAUGCAAUGAAGAAGGUUCUUAUUCAGAACAAUGAGCAGCUGGAAUUGGUGCGGGAAGAGAUUCGUGUUUCAUCAUUGUUUAGCCACCCAAAUCUUCUUCCUCUUCUGGAUCAUGCUAUCAUUGCGGUUAAGGUAAUUGACACAAUCCUCUGUAUGUGUGAGUUUACUACACAAGAAUCAUCCUGGAACCACGAAGCAUAUUUACUGUUUCCAGUGCACUUGGAUGGAACCUUGCUGGACAAUUCAAAAGCAAUGAUGGCGAAGAAAGAGUUCUUCUCAACCUCGGAUGUUCUUCAGAUAUUUCGGCAGCUUUGUGCAGGAUUGAAGCACAUGCAUAGUCUUGAGCCUCCAUAUGCACACAAUGAUGUGAAACCCGGAAAUGUCCUUGUAACACAUAGGAAAGGGCAGUCACCUCUUGCCAUAUUGAUGGAUUUUGGCAGUGCUCGACCUGCAAGAAAGCAAAUUCGUUCAAGAACAGAGGCACUACAACUGCAGGAAUGGGCAGCGGAGCAUUGUUCAGCACCUUUUAGAGCUCCUGAGUUUUGGGAUUGCCCAAGUCACGCAGAUAUUGAUGAGAGGACCGAUGUUUGGUCUUUGGGAUGCACACUUUAUGCAACCAUGUAUGGUGUAUCUCCAUUUGAGUAUGCUCUUGGAGAGUCUGGGGGGAGCCUACAACUGGCAGUCCUAAAUGCACAGAUAAAGUGGCCAGCUGGAACUAAGCUUCCAUAUCCAGAAGCUCUGCACCAGUUUGUGACGUGGAUGCUUCAGCCGCAAGCAGCAGUUCGCCCUCGCAUUGAUGACAUCAUCAUCCACGUCGACAAGUUGAUUGCCAAGUUUUCCAGCUAGAGAUUUCAGAUUACUGAAAGAAUGUUUGGAGUGGAUUGCUUUACCUAUUGUGCUCAGCAAUUGGGGAGGAGGGACUACGACAAGAACACAAACGGGGAAACAAACAAAUAGAAGCUGUUCUGCGCCUGAGCCAUCCCAUGUUUAAACGAGAGCAGUAACCAUUUGAUUAGACUGCUACUUUUGGAAGUAUUGGAAAUAGAGUUAUGAAAAUUCAUGUUAUAGCAAACCCAUAAAAGAAGAGAAAGAAGUUGCUCGAAACACACAAAAUCAUCGACUAUUUAGGUUGCUUCCUUCCUGAAUGUUCUCAAGUUCCAGCAUGAGAACGAUUGAAGUAUUGCCGUCUCUUGAAACCCAUGCACCAUAUUUAUGUACUAGAUACUGGAGCUUAAAAUCAUCGACUGCUAGUCAAGUUGGUAUGGUCCACAUGUAAGAAAGGUUUGUUCUGCCUCGGUUUUGGUCCAUACUGAUACUAUCCCGAUAUAUUACCAAUGAAAUAUAUCAUAUUAUUAAGCGCAUACUAUUUGCCGCAACAGAUUACUAUUUGUU
Linum tenue is the source of this 1713-nucleotide messenger RNA. The record is from the annotation of a GenBank genome assembly. Lineage: Eukaryota; Viridiplantae; Streptophyta; Magnoliopsida; Malpighiales; Linaceae.